Molecule: messenger RNA, 1275 nt
Organism: Trichoderma aggressivum f. europaeum
Lineage: Eukaryota; Fungi; Ascomycota; Sordariomycetes; Hypocreales; Hypocreaceae
Exons: 1
Coding region: 1-1275 (424 amino acids)
Biological process (GO): malate transmembrane transport
Cellular component (GO): membrane
Molecular function (GO): malate transmembrane transporter activity
Source: RefSeq, a predicted model, not a curated record
AUGACAACUCAACAACCCCUAUCUUCGGCAAGCGGGCUCCAGAGCGGGCCUGAGCUUGGUAAAUCCAAUGACGAUGACUGGGAAACAGGUCAGCUCUCAGCGCCAGAACAACGAGUUUGCAGCCCGGGAUAUAAGUGCCCAAUUCGUGAGCGGUUGAAGCACUUUACUUGGGCUUGGUUUGCAGUCACCAUAAGCACUGGUGUUCUCGGCCUUCUCUUCCAUAACACGCCCAACCGCUUCGAUGGGCUCAAUGCUAUUGGCAAAGUAACAUUUAUUCUUUCUAUUGCCAUGUUUCUUGUCUCUGUCGCCGCCAUUACAUAUCGAUUCAUCAAGACACCCCGAGGAUUAAGGACAAGCUUGCUGCAUCCAACUGAAGGCUUGUUUUUCCCAGCAUUUCUGUUAAGCCUGGCCAUUAUUCUCGCCAACUCAGCUAUAUACGGUAUCCCGGCAUCAGGCCCUUGGUUACCUGUAGCCCUGAGAGUAUGCUUUUGGAUCUACGCUGCUCUAGCUAUCUCCUCAUCUGUGAUGCAAUAUACCAUGGUCUUUAAGGGGGCUAAACUCAAGAUCAAGUCAAUGAGCCCCCUUUGGAUAUUUCCUAUCUUUCCCACAUUAUUAACGGGGGUCCUGGCUUCCACAAUUGCACCAUCACAACCGCCUUCACAACGAUUACCUAUCCUUGUUGCGGGAGUUACCUACUUGGGCCUGGGAUUUAGUGUUGCUUUUAUCCUGUACGCAUUAUACCUCCAUCGCCUGACGCAAGAGGGAUUCCCGGCUCCUCCAAUGCGUCCAGGAAUGUUCAUUGCAGUUGGGCCGCCAGGAUUCACAGCGACGGGUCUCAUAGGCCUCUCUAGAUCUAUCCCGGACGACUAUGCCUAUUUCGCUAGAUUUCCUGCUGCAUCGCAGGUAUUAAAAGUUCUUGCGCUCUGGGUGGGCAUUUGGUUAUGGGCCUUGGCUUUCUGGUUCUUCGCCUUCAGUCUUAUUGCGCUUCUGAUGGGUGUAGCGAGGAAACGCAUCCGCUUCUCCCUGGCUUGGUGGGCAAUUGUCUUCCCCAACACAGCUUUUACAAUUGCAACGUGUCUCAUUGGAGAAGAGCUUGAAAGCGAUGGUAUUAAGGGCGUGGCAAGCGCCCUGACGGUGUUGAUCGUAAUUGCAUGGUUAGUAGUGCUUGGUUCACAUGUGCGUGCUGUCAUACUGAGCAAGGUUUUAUGGCCUGGCCGAGAUGAAGAUUUCGGACAUUACACCCCUAACAAAGAUAAAUCAGCUGUAAGCCACUGA